Molecule: messenger RNA, 1854 nt
Organism: Cylicocyclus nassatus
Lineage: Eukaryota; Metazoa; Nematoda; Chromadorea; Rhabditida; Strongylidae
Source: the annotation of a GenBank genome assembly
AUGCGUGUAAAAGGCCCACCACGCGAUACACCCGCCACGGAAGGCUCUUAUGGUUUCGUAUAUGGAGUAUCAGGACCCGUCGUUACAGCUGAAAAGAUGGCUGGAUCUGCAAUGUACGAGCUUGUCCGUGUUGGUCAUUCCGAGCUGGUAGGCGAAAUCAUUCGUCUCGAAGGUGAUUAUGCGACGAUCCAAGUUUACGAAGAGACGUCGUCCGUCACUAUUGGUGAUCCCGUGCUUCGCACGGGCAAGCCGCUUUCUGUUGAACUUGGCCCAGGAAUCAUGGGAUCAAUUUUUGAUGGUAUUCAACGUCCUUUGAAAGAAAUUGCCGAUAUGACGAAGUCGAUAUAUAUUCCGAAAGGAGUGUCGACAAGAGCACUAUCUCGUGAAAAUCGGUGGGAUUAUACCGUUAGCAAGGGAGUAACUGUAGGAUCCCAUGUGACUGGCGGUGAUGUAAUAGGAUAUAUACAGGAGAACUUACUCAUCAAGCACAAAAUCAUGGUCCCACCGAAUUCCUGUGGUACUGUCAUUUUUGUCGCCCCAUCCGGCCAGUAUACUGUAGAAGAUGUUCUACUUGAACUGGAAUUCGGAGGCACGAAGGAAAGGCUUACUAUGCUUCAAAUCUGGCCCGUACGUAAUCCUCGUCCUUGCGCUGAGAAGAUGGCUGCAAACUAUCCUCUUCUAUGUGGUCAGAGAGUGUUAGAUGCUCUUUUCCCAUGUGUGCAAGGAGGAACGACAGCAAUUCCUGGUGCAUUCGGCUGCGGAAAGACAGUAAUAUCCCAGUCUUUGUCCAAGUACUCUAAUUCUGAUGCGAUUAUCUAUGUCGGAUGCGGAGAACGCGGUAACGAAAUGUCUGAGGUAUUGCGUGAUUUCCCUGAAUUGACAAUGGAAGUAGAUGGAGUCACAACUUCAAUUAUGAAGCGAACGGCUCUCGUAGCAAAUACUUCAAAUAUGCCUGUAGCUGCUCGAGAAGCUUCCAUUUAUACUGGCAUCACCUUAGCUGAAUACUUCCGCGAUAUGGGAUUGCAUGUAGCAAUGAUGGCUGACUCGACCUCUCGUUGGGCUGAAGCACUUCGUGAGAUCUCUGGACGUCUAGGAGAAAUGCCUGCUGACUCGGGAUAUCCAGCUUAUUUGGCUGCUCGACUGGCUUCCUUCUAUGAACGUGCCGGCAAGGUGAAAUGCCUUGGAAGUCCCGAACGGGAAGGAUCGGUAACGAUUGUUGGAGCUGUGUCGCCUCCUGGUGGAGACUUCGCAGAUCCCGUCACAUCCGCUACCCUAGGUAUCGUGCAAGUUUUCUGGGGUUUGGAUAAGAAAUUAGCUCAAAGGAAACAUUUUCCUUCGAUUAACUGGCUGAUUUCGUACAGCAAGUACAUGCGCGCCCUAGAGGAGUACUACGAGAAAAAUUUUCCGGAGUUUGUUGCGCUGCGAACCAAGUGUAAGGAAAUCCUUCAAGAAGAGGAAGACCUUUCCGAGAUUGUACAGCUGGUCGGCAAAGCCUCCUUGGCUGAAGCUGACAAAAUCACCCUUGAAGUGGCUAAACUCAUUAAAGAUGACUUCCUGCAGCAAAACGGCUACACUCCAUACGAUCGUUUCUGCCCAUUCUACAAAACUGUUGGAAUGCUUAGAAAUAUGAUUGCCUUUUACGAUUUGGCUCGUCAUGCUGUAGAGUCCAGUGCGCAGUCCGAGCACAAGAUCACUUGGGCCAUUAUUCGAGACCAUCUGGGCGAUCUUAUGUACCAGUUGUCAUCUAUGAAGUUCAAGGAUCCGGUGAAAGAUGGUGAAGAGAAGAUCAAAAAAGAUUACGAUGAACUUCUUGAAGCUCUAAACAAUGGAUUUAGAAACCUUGAACUUGAGUAG